Aegilops tauschii subsp. strangulata is the source of this 810-nucleotide messenger RNA. The record is from RefSeq and is a predicted model, not a curated record. NCBI's taxonomy places the organism in Eukaryota, Viridiplantae, Streptophyta, Magnoliopsida, Poales, Poaceae.
AUGUGGGCGAACGUAAAGUUCCCCGUCCCUUAUGUAAUGUUUCUUCGUCGCGGCUGGAAAACCUUCGCAUGUGCCCACUGCCUGAUGAAGGGGCACGUCCUCCUCUUUAAAUUAGUGGAGUCCGACCUGCUCUCCGUCAAGGUCUUUGGGCGCUCGGGAAUCUGGGAUCGAGCCGCCCGACGCCGCCCCGCUGUCGUCACCGUCACCUCGUCGCCGGAGCUACCUCACCAAAGCUUCCCCCGCCGGACUGCCUCCUCCUCCUCAACGGCCUGCUUCCUCUUCAUCACCGUCAUCCCCGACGUCCUCCUCGACCCCCGCUGCCCGAACCCCUACCGCCCAAGUGAGCCUCAGCCUCGCUCCUCCCCUCCCCUCUGUCUCGCACUCGCGCGCCCUGCGCUCGUCGCCGCGGCCACCGCACGCGUGCGCCCCGUGCACGCCCGCCGUCGCGCUCCACCCCCGCCUCCAGCUGCCUCUCCCUCCCCGCUAGCCCCUGUCGACGGCCUCGCCGUGGCCCUCGCUGGCCGCGUUGAGCGCCCCCAGCGCCUCGCGCCCCUCCUGGCCUCCCCUGCUUCUCCUCCCUCGCCGCUACCGCCGGCGGCCGCGCCCGCGAGUCUGUGCGACCGUUGUGCCCCGCGCCCACUCCACCGACCGCCCUGCGCUUCGGCGGGCCUCAUCUGGCCACGCCGCGUCGCCCCGCUCCAGCCAUGGCCGGCGGCGCCGAGCCACACGCCGGCGCCCUUCGCCUCCUGGCCGCGGUGCCCUGUCUGGCGGGCUAGCGCCCGACGCCCGGCUCCGCCCAGCGCCCGCUAA